AUGUGGAGGUCAAUGCUAGCUAGCAGAGCUAGAGCUUGUCUCAGCAUUCGUUCAGGUACUCCACUGUUUCAAUCCAUUCAAAAUCAUACCCCGCAGUUAACAUCCUAUCGACCUCAGUCCUUCGGAUGUUCAUUCCCCCUCUGCCAAAACCCUAGUUUUUUUUCUCACGAUUCAGCUGAUAGUGUUCGCAUUGAUGAUGUGGCUGGAUCUUGCAUUGACUCCCCAAUUUCUCAAAUUAAUAAUGAAGCCAUUGAGGCUUUGGAUGGAAACCAGUCUCCUUCAGGUACAUCACAACUUGAUGAUGAACCUUCUUCAGAAUUCGCUUCUGAGGGGACUUCCAUUGAUGCCUCAAUGAUGGAGGGUUUUCCCUCCGGUGAUGAUAACUAUCUUGAAGAAGACCAAAUGCGUCAGGUCGACUUUGAGCAGUUACAGAGUGUUUUGUCUCUGCUUCAGAGUAGUACUCCCGCAGAUGUGUCUCUGGAACCGAGCCUUGACGACAUGGAUCUUACUUUAAAUGAAGAGUUUGUGGUAAGGGUUCUUGAAACACCACUUGUUCCUGGUGACAAUUUAAUUGGCUUUUUCAGAUGGGCCUCAAAUAAGCAGGAUUUUUCUGCAACAACGCGGAGUGUGGAGGCUCUUGCUAGGGCAGUUUCUAGUGGUCUCAAGAUUAAAGAAGCAUACGCAUUUUGGAAUUUGAUCCAGGAGAUUGGACAGGAGAAUGGUAUUCUGAACACGGCGAUUCUCAAUGAGUUGAUAUCUUUAUUAUCCAAGUUGGGUAAAGGUAAAGCUGCAUUUGAAGUUUUUAACAAGUUCGAGGAAUUCGGAUGCGUGGCGGAUUCUGAAACCUAUUAUUUUACGAUUGAAGCCCUCUGUAGGCGUUCAAUCUUUGACUGGGCAUGGUCUGUUUGUGAGAAGAUGAUUGAUAGUGGAAAAUUGCCUGGCAGGGAACAAGUUGGGAAGGUUAUAUCUUAUUUGUGCAAAGGUGGCAAGGCUAAGGAUUCUUAUUUGGUUUAUUUGUCUGCAAAGGAGAAAGGACAAUACCCACCUCGAUCUUCUGUUAAUUAUUUAAUUAGCUCCCUAAGUCGAAAUGAAAAUGUUCAUGUAGCUUUGGAGAUGUUGAAAGACUUCUCUGAAGAAGACAAAAAGUAUGCAAUUAAUCCAUUUUCUUCUGUUAUUCGCGGGUUGUGUAGAAUCAGAGAUGUUCAAGGAGCAAAGAGUUUGCUGUAUAAGAUGGUAGAUGCAGGUCCACCUCCUGGAAAUGCUGUCUUCAAUUUUGUCAUCAACAGUCUCUCCAAGGCUGGAGACUUGGAUGAGGCUAGGCAACUUAUGAAGCUGAUGGAGAUUAGGGGUCUGAAACCAGAUGUAUACACUUACAGCGUCAUUAUCAGUGGCUAUGUUAAGGGGGGAGACAUGCAAGAAGCUUGCAAAGUUCUGGAUGAAGCCAAAAGUAAGCACUCUAAGUUGAGUCCUGUUACUUAUCACACACUUAUUCGUGGAUAUUGCAAGCUUGAAGAAUUUGACAAGGCACUGAAGUUAUUGGGUGAGAUGAGGGAGCAUGGGGUUGAUCCCAAUGCUGACGAGUACAAUAAGCUUAUCCAAUCUCUUUGCCUGAAGGCUGUAGAUUGGAAAACCGCGGAGAAAUUGCAUAGGGAGAUGGAAGAAAAUGGCUUGCAUCUUAAUGGAUAA
Messenger RNA from Thlaspi arvense, 1686 nucleotides. NCBI's taxonomy places the organism in Eukaryota, Viridiplantae, Streptophyta, Magnoliopsida, Brassicales, Brassicaceae. The record is from the annotation of a GenBank genome assembly.